ACAAAGCGCCGCCGCCGCCGCCGCCGGGUCGGGGCCGGGGCCGGCAUGGAGGGAACCGGGCUGGGCGCCACCGUGUGCGCCGCGGCCGCGGGGCUGCUGCUCUACCGCUUCGCGCGGAGGAAGAAGCCCACACACGUGACAGUGAACUGCUGGUUCUGCAACCAGGACACGGUGGUGCCGUACGGGAACCGCAACUGCUGGGACUGCCCCAACUGCGAGCAGUACAACGGCUUCCAGGAGAAUGGAGACUACAACAAGCCCAUCCCUGCCCAGUACAUGGAGCACCUCAACCACGUUGUGUCGGGCGGCACGACCUUCUGUGAUCCCACCAAACCACAGCAGUGGGUGAGCAGCCAAAUUCUGCUCUGCAAGAAGUGCAACAACCAUCAAACCAUGAAAAUCAAACAGCUGGCUUCAUUCUCACCGAGGGAGGAGGGCAAGUAUGAUGAGGAGAUUGAGGUGUACAAGCACCACCUGGAGCAGACCUACAAGCUGUGCCGCCCGUGCCAGGCUGCUGUGGAGUAUUACAUCAAACACCAGAACCGGCAGCUCCGCGCGCUGCUGCUCAGCCACCACUUCAAACGCCGCGAGACAGACAAGGCCUACGCCCAGAAUUUAUGUUCAUCCUCCUCCUCUGCUUCCAUAACCACACCAGCUCAGGUGAUACUGCUGCGCUUCCUGGCCUUCCUCAGCUGCGCGUUCCUGGUUCUGAUGGCCUUGUACGGGUCAGGCAACCCCUUCUCCCUCAGCACAGCAGUCCCUGCUCCCGUUCCCUCUGGCCCAGCGUCCCUUCAGAACAGGACUGGCUCAGGCUCCCGUGCAGACGUGGGCAAUGACACCUCGGUGAGGGUGGCAGGAUGGAGGGAGCUGCUCCAGCUGCUCCCGGAGCACGUGGUGGAGAACCUGAGCGCCGUGUGGGCUUAUGGGAGGAAUCACCAGAUGGCCGUGGCUGUGCUGGGGCUGUUCACCUGCCUGCUGGCCAUGUUCCUGGCUGGGAGGAUCAGACUCCGGAGAAUCGACGCGUUUGCCUCGGUGCUGUGGUUCGUGGUGAUGAGCCUGCACGUAGCUGAGAGGUACCUGAAGAUGGAAACCCCCAGCUGGCUGGACACGGCCAAGUUUGGCACCACGUCCCUGUGCUGCCUGGUGGGAUUCACCGCAGCCGUGGCCACGCGGAAGUCGACGGGCCAGCGGAGAUACCGGCCCCGAAGGUACCUCUCUGGGGAUUCCAUGACUCUCUUUCCCAAUGGCACUGGGACAGCCUUCCCUUCACCUGCCACGUCUCUCUUUGUCCCAACACCACCCAGUCUCCUCCACCUGACAAACCAACAGCUCUUCAGGUCCCCACGCAGAACUUCUUCAUCCUCCCUCCCUGGACGUCUCAACAGGGCCCUGUCACUGGGGACCAUCCCCUCCUUGGCCAGGGCAGAUUCUGGCUACUUGUUCAGUGGAAGUCGACCUGCCUCACAGUCCUCUCAGUCCAAGGAAUCUCCGACAUCAGAGCACUUCUCCCUGCUGUCCGGCAGCUGUGCUCCCUCCCGCAUCCCCUCCCCAGCACCAUCCGUGGCCGGAUCUGUGACUUCCAGCUCGGGAUCCCUGCGGUUCCGCCGGCCCCUCAUCAGCCCUGCCCGCCUGAACCUGAAAGGACAGAAGCUGCUGCUGUUCCCAUCCCAGAAUGAGGCCCUGCUCACCCCAACCAGCUCAGAGGAGCACACCCACUCAGACAGCAACAUCUUUGCCCCCGAGCUGUCCAGCUUCCCGAGGAAGAGCCUCAGUGAGCGGGGAAUGCCCGAUGUGAGAUCUGCUAUGGAAGGAGGGAGUAUUUGCAGUGAUAAUUCCAUCAAAAAGGAGGAUCACUCAUCACACUCAUCUACCUGUGUGGUAGACACAACCACCAAAGGGGAGGAUUUGGCAGGCUGGAGAGGUCACUUUGGUACCUCUGCUCUCCGGGGCCUGCUGGCUGUGAGCCUGACCCUCAACGCUGUGUUCACGUCAGCCUACGUCUACCGGAGCCUGCGCUGAGCUGGGCCAACACUCCCUGUCCUUCUGGGUCCACCUGGUCCUGAGGAGACAACAGGAAUUCAACCAUGGCUUCAUGACUAAUGGCCAUGCCACUGGUGCAUGCUGGUUUUUAAAGAACUACUGUACACCCAACACUCAUGACAAGGAACCUGGGUAGCUGCUACCAUCGCUUCCAGGUAGAACAUAUCCCAGGAUUGCCCCUGGAGGUGGCAGAAAGCUCCAGUUAAAAGCAGGAGGCCUGUUAAACGGCCCACACACUUUUAUUUCAAAAGAACUGACCUGAGACACAAGCCUGAAAAUGUGUGAGCUACGUUUUUAGGAACCUAUCCCAGCUCUUCUUUCUGACAUAUUGACCUCGUGCUGAUGGUGCUGGUAAAAUGAGGAGAAUUAGAGCAAAUGAGCUGAAGAAGAGGGAUGGCUUAGUAGCUGGUGCUGGGCUUUGGCUACUGUAGCAGCAUCCUCAGCCUCUGCUCGCUGGUUCCUCUUCUCUCUUCCCUUUGGCACUCUCCUCUAAACUAUCAGUGAAUUUUCUUUAGUUGCCUUAAGCUUGCCUAAGCACGUGGGUGACCUUGGCUGCUCUGUCAUGUUCUUGCAUCUUAGAUGUCCAUGUUCUUCCACCUGGACCUGGCCCUGAGGCCACUUUGACCAGUUCUCCUUCUGGUCAUGCUGGUUCUGUCCUGCUGUCUGUCUAUCCCUGCAGCCACACUGUGCUGCACAGCCCCCACACAGACAUCCUGGGGGGGCUGCAGCAGAACGAGGAUGUGCUUUGCUUUACCCAGGAGGCAUUAAUUCUGUUCCAGUGAAGUCUGUAAGAAGAAAGGAUCCCGCUGUGAUUUGCACCCCAGUCAAAGGGCUUCAGCUCCCAGCUCUGCUGGUGUUUUCUCUGGAGCAGUGGGUGGCAGAGCUUGUUCUUGCUGUAAAUCGCACAAACCUGUUCUGUCAGAGGUGGGUGAGGGGCUGUCUGAUUGUACACAUCUAUCCACAAACCUGAUGCCUCAGUCUGAUGUUGGGAUUUGCUUAGUAACUAUUUCAGAUAUUUCUUAGUUAAAUGCCCGGGUGCUCUCAGUGAAAAAUGCCAAACCUGUGCAGUUCAGCCUUCUGGAUAGAUUCUUUGUUUCUAACCCAGGGGAAAUAACCCUUGAUUUCUAAAAGCAGUUUAUCAUUUGGCAUUUCUGCUUUUGGGUGAGUCUUCAGCAUUGCUCGGAAUUCAGGGGCCAUUUAGAGUAUUGUGCAGAACACUCAAAAUCAUUUAGUGCAUCCUAGGGGAAAAAAAAUGUCUUCAUGUUUUGAUGUAUAAAUACCAAGUGCAAAGAGAAGAUUUACCAGUGUGUCAAGAAUACCUGGUGAGAAGAGAGCUGACUGGCGUUAGCUGUGUAUUUCUUGAAGCAGGACUUGCUCUAUUAAGAGUUUUUCUGUUGUCUCUUCCCUUGGGCUCCUUUACCUCAAAUUUCUCUCCCCCACCCCACUGUCCCGUGUUUGCAUCUUGAAUUAGUGUUGGGCUUACUGUGUCUUUCCCUCCCUUUCGGUUUGCUGCUGUUCCCUCUCUUGUGCUCUUGCAUGUGCAGAGAACAAAGUCUAUCAGUGCUGACCAUUCUCUGCUCUGAACCUGGAAUUCACACCUUCCUUUCACCUCAGUUUUUUUCUUCUGUGUUUUGAUCAAGUCCCCACCACAGCCUCACUUAGUACAUCAUUGGAGUCAUAGCCAGACUCAUCAGCAUGCAUAUGACAGCUUCAAUGGGGCUUUACUGCUGCUGAUUCAAGCACUGAAAAAUUUAAGUCUCUCUUUGUCUUUUCCACGUCUCCCUGCAUAGUUUCAGCAGCCCACUUCCAGCUGCUGCUCCCACUCUGCCUGCAGGGAGAUCUGCUCCUCCUGCUCUGCCUGGCACAGCUGGAGCACAGACUCACCCACACGUGCUGAUCUGAGAGGCUGAGGAGAUGCCACUCCUGACUCUGCAUCUCUCCCAGCCCCCUCUGGGAGCUGCAGCACCUCCCACACAAAGCCCUGGAACCAGGACAGACCUGCAGCAGGAAGAUGUGCUGUGGGCUGAUGAUGGAUUCUAUUGUAACUUGCAUGAAUUGUUCCUUGUAGCCAAACUGGACCCAUAACCUUGCUGUAAAAAGAUCUUUGUCCCCUUUUAUAGACUUCUGCAGGCUCACUUGAGCAUGUGUAUAGGCAAGAUGCUAGCAGACCAACUUCCAAGCUUCUAUUUAAACCUCUGCUGUUUGGGUUUUGUGAUGUCCUGGUGCAGUGUGUGACAUCUCAUUCACGGAUCCUUGUCCUACCCGAGGGGCCUCCUGUACAGAGACAAGCUGCCAGAAAAUGCUGUGGCUGUGCUUGUCUUUGUCACACCAACAGAUGUGCACUGUGACUCCACGUAUGCAAACUUCCCACCUUCGCCUCCCAGCCUGCUCUGGGUUUUACCAUCACACCCACCUGGAUCCAAGUUGCUCUCUGUCUCGACCAGAUUGCAAUAGAAACCUUCUCCUCCUUUCCAGCAACCAAGGAGCUGCAGCCUCUCAACACUCCUCUUCCCACCCCUAUUCCAGAACAGGAACACUCUGACCUGUCACUGCACUUCUGCAUCUGAAACUGUUCCUGGAGGGGUGUUUGGUGACCUUGUCCAAAGCAAUAUAAAGACUUUGGAUUUUAUUGCUGAAGAGGGAAGACAACCAAGUUUUUCAUUCUGGUGCUAGAACACUCUCCAGUGGUGCUCUCACAGUUGUGAAGCCUUUGCUUGAAGAAUCCAUGAGUGUGUGAGAGUGUGUGUGUGUGUGAGUGUGUGUGAGAGUGUGUGUGUGUG
This is a messenger RNA of Corapipo altera (White-ruffed manakin), 4820 nucleotides long. RefSeq names its product transmembrane protein 201 (gene TMEM201). The transcript has 11 exons. NCBI's taxonomy places the organism in Eukaryota, Metazoa, Chordata, Aves, Passeriformes, Pipridae. The record is from RefSeq and is a predicted model, not a curated record. Gene Ontology annotation, biological process: nuclear migration along microtubule. Gene Ontology annotation, cellular component: nuclear inner membrane. Gene Ontology annotation, molecular function: actin filament binding; lamin binding. The coding region runs from base 46 to 2019 and encodes 657 amino acids.